AUGCCUCAAGCACUGCAGCCGGAAGCAGUGGACAGGGCAGUGAGGCUGCGCCACUCGCCUGAUCUCCCUCUGGCUGAGCUGCUGCAGCAUACCAAGAUGCCAGGGUGGUUAGCGUUCAUUGCCGCAAGCCUGAGUGUACUGACAUCUGAUGGCUGCCCCUUCUCACCAAGCCCUGUGGGAGCACCGUGCCUGCUGGCGACAACGCCAGAGUUUGAGCAGUAUGAAGUGGAGGGAGCAGCGAAGCAAGGAGUCAGCUCCCAGUUGGCCAGGAAAAACCAGUGUGUCUCUGGCGUCACUGUGCAACUGGAGAUGAGGAGUCUCUGGGAGGAGUUCAAUAGCCUUGGCACUGAGAUGAUUGUCACCAAAGCAGGGCGGAGGAUGUUCCCCACCUUCCAGGUGAAGAUAUCUGGCAUGGAUCCCUUGGCUGAUUAUGUGCUGCUCAUGGACUUCGUGCCUUUGGAUGACAAGAGAUACCGGUAUGGUAUCUGGGACAAUGACUCCGCUUGGCUGGUAGCUGGCAAGGCAGAUCCUGCUACACCUGGCCGAGUUCACUUCCACCCUGACUCCCCUGCCAAGGGAGGCCAGUGGAUGAGGCAAAUUGUCUCCUUUGACAAGCUCAAGCUCACCAACAACUUGAUGGAUGACAAUGGCCAUAUAAUCCUCAACUCCAUGCACAGGUACCAGCCACGCUUCCAUGUGGUGGUGGUAGAUCCACGUCCAGACAGCGAGCGCUACGCCCAGGAGAAUUUCAAGUCCUUCGUCUUCGCAGAGACUCAGUUCAUGGCAGUGACAGCCUAUCAGAACCACCGGAUCACACAGCUGAAAAUUGCUAGCAACCCCUUCGCAAAAGGGUUCCGGGAGUGUGAGCCAGAUGACUGGCCCGGCUCACCAGGGCAACUAUUAGGCUGCUUAUCUCGGAAUGGGGGUGCGGCUCCCUUAGCCCAGGUUCAAGAAACUACAGAAAAGGGGUUUGCCAGCAAUCAUCACCUCCCCCCUUCCCUCUUCAGAGACGCCUCCCAGCUGCAGCACCCACCCCUGGUCACCCCUGCCACCCUCCCCGAUAUGUGCCUUGCUCGACGACCCUUGAGUGAAGCAUCAGGGGCCCUGCCCUACAAGCACCUCUCCUAUCACAGCAUCUACGUGGGAGCCCGCUCCCGGGCAACACCCUACGCCCUCCCCAGCAGCCGGGCCACCAGCUUCCACGCUCUCAACAUCUACACUGCCGGGGACUAUGAACAGUGA
This is a messenger RNA of Zootoca vivipara (common lizard), 1242 nucleotides long. Lineage: Eukaryota; Metazoa; Chordata; Lepidosauria; Squamata; Lacertidae. The record is from RefSeq and is a predicted model, not a curated record.